Messenger RNA from Xylona heveae TC161, 1330 nucleotides. Its product is annotated as HIT-like protein. Bases 147 to 1061 code for a protein of 304 amino acids. Gene Ontology annotation, biological process: single strand break repair; double-strand break repair. Lineage: Eukaryota; Fungi; Ascomycota; Xylonomycetes; Xylonales; Xylonaceae. The transcript is spliced from 2 exons. Gene Ontology annotation, cellular component: nucleus. Gene Ontology annotation, molecular function: DNA 5'-adenosine monophosphate hydrolase activity; single-stranded DNA binding; mismatched DNA binding. The record is from RefSeq and is a predicted model, not a curated record.
AUCGCUCCAACUACGUAAGGUUGCCGUGAUUGUUGACUCCAGUCGCUGCAGCCUUGGGUGCGACAUUAAGACUCACAAGAAGUCCUUUUACUAUUCAAAAGUUCAAUUUCUCACAUUUUGUAGUUUAUCAAGCAUUGUGUAGCAUCAUGCCAGACUCUCAUGACGCAGCACGGGAUGAUGAAGAACCUCAAGACGCCAUCACCGCCGAAGAAAUGACCGGCACAGCAUUGCCGGGGCAGCCUUCAAUAGGGACUGACUCGACCCAGAAGCGCGAUGCCUUCGCCGAACUUAUGGCUCCUAAACCAAAACAUCAUCCCGCGCCAAAACCCUCCAGACCGCGAGCGCAUCCCAAUCUCUUCAUUGGCCGGGACGGACUGGGCGCCUACAGCUAUGAUCCUACAGCCUUUGGUCCCGAGCGCGUAAUCUACUAUAACGACGACUUUGUCGUCAUUAAUGACUUGUACCCGAAAGCCGCUGUGCAUAUUCUACUUUUGCCACGAGACCCAUCCAAGUUUCUAUUACACCCGUUUGACGCAUUUGAGGAUAGGGAAUUUCUGGCGCUCGUGCAAAAAGAAGUUAAAUCGCUCCGGGUGCUGGUCGCCAAGGAGCUGCGGCGCAGAUAUGGCAAGUUCUCAGCCACGGAGCGCAAAAGGGAGGCGGCAUUGGAGGCUGCACUAGCUGCAGAUCCCAGAAAAGCGGAAUUGCAACAGCCCGAGGAAUCUUUGGAUCUGCCUCCUGGCCGUGACUACUCCACGUCAGUGAUAUCCGGGAUCCACGCACACCCAUCAAUGAGCCAUCUCCAUAUCCACGUCCUCUCUGUCGAUGCUGUGAGCGACUGUCUACACCAUCGCAGCCAUUAUAAUAGUUUCAAAUCACCCUUUUUGAUUGAUGUGGAGGAUUUUCCGCUUUCCCCAACAGACGUCCGGCGACAUCCUGGGCGAGAAGGAUACCUGCAGCGUGAUCUCGUGUGUUGGCGUUGCGGAAAGAAUUUUGGGAAUAAAUACAUCAGGCAUUUGAAAGAGCAUUUGGAAUGGGAGUUUGAGGAGUGGAAGAAGGAAUGAACCUAUCUGUGUUUUUUGAUAGUUGUUGGUUAUUUUGGGCGACAGGACUUCUCCUUUUCUUUUGGAUAUUACAAGUUAUUACUGGCAUUGUAUAAAAUCGAAGUCGAUGAGAUUUACGUUAUAGCAUUUCUAGAAAUACAGCGUUAUAGCAAUUUGGCAAUAUAGUUGAAUACCGGCGUUUUACGUCUAGCUUGAUUUAGUUGCCGCAUGAAAAGAACAUGCCAAGAUGUAAGACACAGAGUGGUGAAGAUAUAUUGUGCUCGAUAAAC